CUGGGCGAGGAGGAGGAGGAGAAGGCAUGCGGACUAGGGGAGGCUCUCAGAAGAAGGGAGAUGGCGAAUGUCAAGGUGGCCCUGAGGGUCCGGCCCCUCAGCAAAAGAGAGCAUGCAGAAGGAAGAAGAAUAAUUGUAGAAGUUGAAGACAGAGUGGCAAAAAUAAAAAAUAUAAAGGUGGACAACAGGCAUGAGAGUCUUUGGGAUACAAAGGAGAGAAUUGUGGCAUUUGGCUUUGAUUAUUGCUAUUGGUCAGUUGACCCUGAAGAUCCCAAAUAUGCCUCACAGGAAGUGAUUUUCCAAGACCUUGGUACUUCAGUAUUAUCUGGUGCUUUUAAAGGAUACAACAUUUGUCUUUUUGCAUAUGGACAGACCGGUUCAGGAAAAACAUACACUAUGAUGGGAACACCAGCAUCCAUUGGAUUAACCCCUCGUAUAUGUGAGGGUCUGUUUUCAAGGGAAGAUGACUAUUCAAAACAGUCAACAUCAUGCAGAGUAGAAGUCAGUUUCCUAGAAAUCUAUAAUGAGCGUGUUCGAGACUUGUUAAGGCAAUCAGACCACAAGAAGCCAUAUACACUUCGUGUACGUGAGCACCCUGUGAUGGGUCCAUAUGUGCAAGGACUAUCUCAACAUGUGGUUACAGACUACAAACAAGUUGUUGGACUUCUAGAAGAAGGAAUAGCAAACAGAAUUACGGCAGCUACACAUGUUCAUGAUGCCAGCAGCAGAUCCCAUGCAAUCUUCACCAUCCAGUAUACUCAAGCUAUACUAUAUAACAAUCUGCCUUCUGAAAUUACAAGCAAGAUCAAUUUAGUGGACCUUGCAGGCAGUGAAAGAGCUGAUUAUAGUUACUGCAAAGAUCGAAUCACAGAAGGGGCCAACAUUAAUAAAUCAUUGGUUACUCUUGGAAUUGUUAUCUCUUCUUUAGCACAAAAUUCUCAGAUGUUCAGCAGCUGCCAGAGCAUAAACAGCAUAGCCAGUGAAGUUGAUAGCAGCCAUACAGACAAUCCCUGCGGAGCCAGUAUCAGCAGCCAUAGGCGGCAAGCGUACAUUCCCUAUCGUGACUCCAUUCUCACUUGGCUUCUAAAGGAUAGUCUGGGUGGCAAUUCUAAGACCAUUAUGAUUGCAACUAUCUCUCCUGCAAGCUCUUGUUACAAUGAGACCAUGAGCACCUUGCGAUAUGCCUCAAAUGCCAAAAACAUUAUUAACAAACCUCGAGUAAAUGAGGAUGCAAAUGUGAAGCUGAUUAGAGAAUUACGUGAAGAAAUAGAUAGAUUAAAAGCUAUGCUGAUGAACUUUGAGUUGAGGAAUGCUAGUCCUUCAUGGAGUGAUGAUAAAGAAGGAAAUCUAACAGAAUUAGUUCUUCAGAAUGAAAUUAAGAUUGAAAAGCUGACCAAAGACUGGACAGAUAAGUGGAUAAACAAGAAAGCUAUCAUGGAAGAAUAUAAUGUGGAUAUCAACAAGAAAAAGGCUGGCGUGGUGAUAGACUCAAGUUUACCUCAUUUAAUGGCCAUGGAUGAUGAUAUCCUUAGUACUGGAGUGGUGCUUUAUCAUCUCAGGGAAGGUACAACCAAAAUUGGAAGAAGUGAUUCAAAGCAGGAGCAGGAUAUUGUUUUACAGGGUCAGUGGAUCAAAAAGGACCAUUGCAUUGUAGACAACCAGCAUGGGAUUGUUACUCUGCAGCCUCUUCAUGGAGCACAUUGCAUUGUGAAUGGCCAUGAAGUCGCAGAUUCUGUCCGCCUAUCACAAGGAGCUGUUAUUAUUCUGGGCAAAGCGCACAAAUUUAGGUUCAACCACCCAGCUGAGGCUGCAAUUUUAAGACAAAGACGAUCAAUUAGUGACCCCUCAUCUGUGGUGAGCUGUAGAUCUCUUGACUGGCUAGAUCUGGAUGGAAAUUUCCCUUCACUUUCCUAUAGCUUUUCUCCACCUGAAACAAAAAGUGAACAGAGAGAGGCUGUGCAUAAAGAAUGCCAGCCAAAGCAGAAAAGCCAAGAAAUUCUCCAGAGAAACGAAAUUCAACAGCAGCAACUGUAUGUUGAAGAAUUACAGCAGCAAAUCUUGGAUGGAGAGAUUAAAGCAGAGCAAGAACUAGAACAUGAGCAAGCAGUAAUCAAUCAGCAGAUCAAAGAAAACCAGCAAUGGCUCAUUGAUGAAACGAAACGUCUAGCUGCCCAGCAGCAGCAGGAAUCUGCUGUGCAGACAGAUGCCAAAUCAUAUGCAGAAGCUGGAAUCCAGAAUAUAUUGGAAUCAGAGAUUGGCCCUUCUGUGACUGAGCAGAACAAGAAGAAAUUGGUACAGCUAGAACUUCUGCGAAAAUACUCUUUGAAGAAAGCAGAAAGACAUUUAAGUCGGAAGAAGGUUAAAUUGCAUUUGGAGAGGAUUGUGAAAAAACAAAAAUUGCUAGAAGCCAAGAAAAACUUGGAACAGUUAGAAGCUACAUGCUGGAUCAGUGAGGAUAAUGUGAAACACUCCAAGUCAUUGAACCAAGUUACCAGAGCCACUUCCUGGGACUACAAAUACUCAAACCCAGAAUCAAAUUCAAACUCCUUAAAAUGCAGGUGCAGUGCUGUUUUAAAUCCUCAGCUCCCCCAUUACAGUUUUUCCCUGAAGAGGGAUCCCUCUCAGUUAUCUACCUCAACGCCCAGCUAUGGAUGUCCUAAAGCCAAUUCACUAAGGAAAUCUUUAUCUAUAGAGAAUCUCCCUAGAACACUUAAUGAUCCUUCUAGAAGAGACAGCAUUCAUGAUGAAAGAGAUGGCUCUUGCACAGCCCAGGGACAGAUAAUAAAGAAUCAGAAGUCAUUAUAUUUUAGAAAUAAAGGGAUAGUGGAACAUAAUAGUACUAAUAGAGAAAUUAUUUCUCUUAUCUGUCAAGAUAACCAAACAAUGGAGAAAUCUAAUAACAAACCGAGGCAAACCAGAACUAAAUCCCAUAUUCCUAAAUCCACUUCUCCUGACUAUUUCAAGAGAAAGUGUGACCCUGAAACUGUGAAACAAGGAGCUAAAGCAAAGGCACCAGGGGACUCAAAUCACCACUCAGAGAAGAACCUAGGAAAGAGUGAAUCUCUGGAAGGUAGUAGAAACGUAAGAAGAGAUAAAAGAAAGAAACACCAGAGUUCACUCCCAGGAAAUUCUAUUCAGGAUUUUAAAAAAUCAACAGUAAGUGGCAAACCACCAUUACAACAGCUAAGUCAAACAGCAAAGAAUGUGAAAAGAAAUACAAAGGACAGUUCAUCAGUGGACGAACCUAAAAUCCUAAAGGUAGCAACUUCAGCAAGAAGUCUUACCAAUAUAAACACACCCAUACCACUCUGUCAUAGUGAAAAAAGAUGGCACAGUGCUGAACUACUGAAUGUUGGAAUCUCAAAAGGAGUUCAUGGCCCACUGAGGAGCUGGCAAGAAGAUGAAGACCUAGAGUUUUCCGAUACAGAUAGUAAUUAUUCUGUGGAUUCUCUUUCAUGUGCUAAUGCUAAAGUCCUGACAGAGCCACUGACUCAUGAGGAGGAAUCAACUGAAAUUGACACUGUCAACCUGGAAGAUUCUGAAAGUGAUGACAGCCAGAUGUCUCAAGAUUCACUUACAGGAAAAAUAAAUAAAAGUGAAAGCCAAGGUGUAAUGCAUGUUCCUGAAGUUCACAGAGAAGAUACUAAAUUUUGCAAAGACAAUAAUUAUCAGCCUCUCUCACUAACAGCAAACAUUUCUGUGUCAGGCAGUAAUCUGACUAUGAAUGAGCGAAGCUUUUCUCUUGAUAGUCUAGGUGAUGCGGAUGAACUGUCAGGAGAAGAAUCAAAGGUAGAGUCAUGCGAUGAAGUUCCUGCAGAGCUUUUUUGGAAGAUGCAAAAUCUAAGUUCAGAAGCAAUAAAGAGUGACAAACAGCACAAUCCUGAGACCUGUAGUGAAACUAUAAUAUCUGAUUAUUUGAAUCUGAAUACUAGUUCUUCUUUUUAUCUGGAUGCCAGUGGACAGCAUAGUUCUAGUAGUCCUUGUGACCAAUCAGUAAAAGAGAUGAAAAUCAGUUUUUCAGGACAAGCCGGCUUACUUGAUCAAAUAUCACACUCUAUUGGUGAAAAUCUUCCAGUUUUGCCAGAUGCUUGGUUGUCCUAUGACUUGAAAAAUGGAAAGAGUAGCCCCAUAAUAGCAAUGCCUUCUUCCCAAGAUCACACAGAAUUUCGGGUUGCUCAGCUACAUCCUGUUAACAAAUCAUGGAUGAAGAAAGAUGAUUUAAGGCAGUCAGCUGCUGAAUUAUCAUUUAUCUCUUGUUACAAAAAGCCUUACUGGGUUUCUCAGGAGCCAAACAGUAUUGAAAUGCUACUUUCAUCUGCAACACCAUCAGUACCUUUACCAGAAACAAGGAAAUAUCUUGAGAUUGAUGCUCUGGGAGCCACAUCAUCACUGUCUCUUUCUACAUUUCCUACAAAACAUAGUUACUGUGCUCCCUCUUCAUUUAAGUCUGUUUGUCAGCAACUUGAUUUCUCAGAGCCUGGAUCUACUGGCGAAUGGAAGCAAACACCUAGCUAUUUGAAAGAAGCUUCAGGGACAGAUGGUUCAUCUCAAAUAUCAGAUAAACAAAGUCUUUCUGAUUCUUCAGUCUAUCCUGAGAUUUCCAAGGAUCAAGGAUUUAAAAAUAACUCAUUAAUUUCUGUACCAAGUACUCUCUCUUCACAGAAAGGAGAAAUGUAUUUGAAUACUAAUUUUGAAGAGUGCCUCUUUAGAACUAUUGAAAAAGGGGAUGAUUAUGACUCUGAUAGCAGUGCAAGGGACUCAAAGGUACUUGAGUUAAACCAUGUAGAGAAACUUGUCAACUCAUUACCUGAUGAAUCUCCUGACUUGACUUCAGUGUGUUCAACAAAUGGCAGCUAUAAAGACCCUGAAUAUUUGUUUUCAAAUGAUAAAACAUUAUUUAAUGAUGAAAGUUUCUACCUGUGUGACAAAUUAAGCAAGCAUACUAAUGAUGGAGGGAAAUGUCUUGCUGACCAAAUGUAUUUGCUGAGAUGUGGUGAAAAUAAUACUGAGGUGGUGCAGAAAAGAUGCCAGCAGUUAUCUGCAGAAAAAGUUGUCACAGAAAAUCAGUUGUAUCAGUCUAAGACCACAGCUUUUAACCACAAUGAUCAGUUUGCUCUACCAGUGGAAACAUCUGAGACUGAGAAGGUCAGUAUGCAAGAGAACAGAGAUGUCUUAACAGAAUCUGCAUUAGAGGUCCCCUCAUUUAGAGAGGUAGAAGAAGAAAAAGGUCAAUAUGAACAAUGGAGUUUAAAAAAUGAUGCUGAAUUUCAAACUAAAGUCUUACUUAGCAAUUCCCAUGCAGUUUUAAAAACUGGCUAUUCUGGAAACAGCUUUAGUGAAGGGAAAGAAGAUUCAGGUUUGCAUAUGCUCUUUAAUGAAAACGAUUGCUCCAGAAAUGAUAGAGUUGUAUCAACCAUGGCCUCCCAAGAACAGAAUCUUCAUAUGAAUAAAGAAUCUGAAUAUGACAAAGAUAGAGUUGUUACUAAAGCCUUUACUGCCUGUGAGGAGAAUAAAGGUGAACAUAAUUGUAAGACAAUAAAUUCUGAAGAACUCACCAAAUUAAUAAAUAGUGUCAAUAAGUUGGAAUGUGACAUUUUGGAAAUGAAAUAUAAUCAGAAUAAAUGCUUGCAGAAUUUUCUUAGAAUUGACUCUCAAAGUCGAACUGUAGAGAAUAUGGCAGUGUCUGAGAGCUGCAAUUUGGUUCAGAGGCUUGGUAGUGAUCAUGAGAACGGUUGUAAGAAACUAUUGAGCGUGACAAAUGAAGAAAUAGAUAAAGGGGGAAUCCAGUUGAUCAAUGUUAACAAAGAAAAACCAUGUGUAUCAAAAAUAGCAGUGGAGAAGGAUACCAGCAUUCAGACAACUGGCGUUAGUUGUAAUGAAAUCCAAGGAAAUUCAACAGAAAGCAGUUGUCUGGCAGACAUAAAACAAGACCCUGAAAAUACUGUACAAGGUGUGCUUCUUAACUCAACUGUUUUAACUCACAGUGUAUUAGACUUAGGUGACUCAUGUGAUGAAUCUACUGAAGUUGACCAGACUAUAGAAAACAUACUCUUCUAUGAACCCAGAGCAUCAACAAUAAUCAUUGAGCACAGGGAAGAGAACACUUUAAACAGCAGUGAAGAAGGUAAAAAAGAAAUUACAAACAAUGAAAUCAGUUUAAUAGAAAGUUUGAUAAUGUACCCUAAGACUGCGCAAGAGAAGGAAGUUGAUGUGGGCAAGGUUUGUUCUCAAAGAUCAGAUGAAGGGGGAAAUGAUGCAGUAGAAAAUAAAGAAUUUGUGAAUUCAAAGUUAACAGAAUUGUACACUGAUGAAAAUGUUGUAUUGUUUCAAGAGAAUCCAGUCCAUGCUUUUAUGAAUUCUGAUAAUGACCUUAACAGAACAAAUCAAGGUGAUACUGAAAAUCCAGAAACAGACUUUUCUGUUCCUAAAUUGGAAGAAAAGGAGAGUGUAUAUCAAUUAGCAGAAGCAGCACGUAUUUCUGCUGAUGAAACAUAUGAUGAUGAAAGAUCGACAAGUCUUUGCAGUUACAUGGGUGUCAUGAAGGAAACACUGAAAGAUAAUUGUAAAGAUGGUGGUUCAGAUGAUUGUAGAGCUAUAACUAAUCAGUGUAUAAUCAGUGAAGAGUUCAGCACUGUUGGGAAUAUUAAUGCAUAUAAAUCUUCCUGUACAAAUUAUCUUCCUAACAUUAUGCCAGAACACUCAAAUGUAAAUUUUGCUGAUCUAGACAUUUAUAAAUGUUUGCCUUCUAACUCUUUGCCUAAGGAGAAAGAGACGACACAUCCAAUAACCCCAGUAAAAUUGACUACAGCAGAGUUACUGGGCCAAGGUAUCAAUGCACAAAGCUCAUACACUUUUAAAACAGUAAAGGAAAGGGAAGAAUUAGAAGAAAAUAAUGAAAAUUCAGAAGCUGAUAUUUUACAAACUGAGGUUCUAUCUGAGAACAAAUAUAGUAAUUUAUUUUCAAAUAGUAGAACCAUGUUAAGUGAGGUAUUGGAAGAAAAGGAAUGGGUACCUCAUACUUUUUCAAGGAAUAAAGCUAAUGUUAUAGAUGACUCAAUACCUAGUGGCCACACAAACCUACCACAAAGUACAAACCAAGACUGUGACUUGUCUUCGGUGGUUGUUAAAAGCUUUCCUCAUCAGCUUGCAUAUAGUCAUUCUUUUCCUACAAUAAUUACAAAUGAAGGAAAUAUGAAGAGAAGUCCCUCUGUACCAAGCAGCCCUGCAGUGCCAUCAAGCAAUGAUACUAGCAGUGAAGUACUUCUACAGUACUAUGAAACACAAGUAGACAGUACCUUGGAGGCUGGAAUAUUGUCUAUAGGAGAAAUAAAUAAUUCACCAUCUGACACUGUCAAGCAAAAUAAAUGUUUUACAUUUCUUCCUGAUAAGAUGCAACAGGAUGGAAAGGUGAAGGAAGACUCAGUAUCCAAUAAAUUAGCUAGUUUUACUGCACUUGAGCAGACUCCUGUUAAAGAUUAUGCAUGUUCAAAAUCAAGUACUACAGAAUGCCUUGAAUCACUAGUUAGUGAUUUUGUGCAAAACAAAGCAAUUAUUCCCAAAAAGCUGAUCUCACCUGGAAGUACAAGCUGUGAUAUGGGCAGAUCUCAUAGCGAAUACAACAAAGGAGAGGACAGUUGGUCAGAACAGGGUUUAAAUUCAUUAAACAUACUUCAGAAUGAAAGUACUAGAUCAGACUCAGAUGUACCCCCUUUAAUAUUAAGUGAAAAUAAAGAGGAACUAAUAGUUUCAUUACCUGUGCUGUCUUCUCAAGAUGAUUUUAAAAAUGUUACAAGUCAAAAAGAAUUACAUUUGUUACAACAAUAUGAUCAGAUACAACAACACUUAGAUAAUUGCAUUAAAACAGAAUGCCAAACAAAUAGUGAAAGGUUCACUGGAGAAUUAGGAAGCCAGGAAGAAACCACUGAAACUCUUGCAAGCAAGUCUUCUCAGGAUCUCUGUGUGGGACACUCAAAUGAUAUUGGGGCAACAUCUGAAGAGGGAGUGAAUCUUUCAGGGCAUUCUGACCAAGCCCUAUGGGGAAAUGCUCAUUAUGGUGAAGACAGUGCUUCAGGAUGCAAUAUUAAUUCUUACAUUUCUGAAUACUCUGCUAGUCACUGGAACAGUUCAACAACACUUCCAAAUUUUUUGUUGGAAUGCCAUAUAGACAAAUAUAAAGCCAAUGAUCUUUAUUUUGAAGAAAGCAAAUAUUUGGACUCAAUUUUUUUUGAUGUUCCUAUCCUAACAGGAACUGUCCAACAAGACAGAAAAAUUACCAGUCACUGUGAUUGCACAAAAAACAUUCAAGGAAUGAUAGAAGUGAAUCAGAACAAAAAACAAGGUCAAGAUUAUUUCCCCAAAUGUCUGCAUAAGCUAGAAAACCAUGUGUCUUCACAGUUGGAGAACUACAUGGACAGGACAAAAAUAGGAUUUGUAGAAGGAAAUUUGCUUACUCAACAGAGUUCGAAACAAACAAACAGUGAGGAAAUAAUACUGUCCUCUUCAUGUUCUGUGGGAGAUCCAUCUACUUCUGUUGUGCUUAAAAAUGCAGGUACUCCGGAGUCUUCAACAUCCCCAGAAUGCCUAACGUCUUCAAUACGUAGACUGUGUGUUGACUCACAAGAAGAUGCUUUUUUGGCUCCCUGUUCUUCAGCUGCAUUUAGAGUACCAGAAAAUCAGAUGUUUUGUCAUCAGGCUUUUCAAGAUAUCUCUUUCUUGUCUUCAGAAACCUGUCUUACCUAUGACAUGAGCCAUAGUGAAACUGAAAGGCACACCUCCCUAUGUGCUACUACAGCAAGCUGUCCAUCACUUGCUACUAGUCAAAUGCAGGAAAGUCAGUGUGAUAAUUCUGAGAUGCUUGACCAGCAACUGUGUGCUUCAGAAACAACUUCUCUUUCUCUUGUAAAAGAAAAUACAUGUAUGCCACUAACUGACAAUAAAUCUAGCUCUCAGAGAAACACUUCUUCAGAUUGCAGUGGCUGUAGUAAAUUUAAAUCUGAGCAAAUCUUCCAGGAAUCAGGAGUUUGUCGAAGGAAUACAGCUCCCCUGCAAAAGAGUUUUUCAGAAGACUUUGUCAAAACUUCAUAUCACACGUUAAAUUCAAACCAUGAUAUAAAAGGAGAUCAAAAUACAUCACAAGUGGAUAACCAGAGUGGUAUAGUAAAUAUCCCUACCAAAGAUACAGAUAAUAAUUACAUAAAUGCAUGUGAAGUGAUGAAGAGGAAGACAGAUCAGCCAAACAGUACAGUAAUAAAUGACAGCAUGUCUUCCAAAUAUUUAUCAGGUAGCACCUAUUUGACUAUGCAAGAAGAGCCUGCAGCAGAAAUGCUUGGGAAAGAAAAUACAGUUUUUACUUCAGAGAGUGCAAAGAGAAGCAAGGAAGAUGGGCAGAGGCCAGGUUUACAGUCUCACAGUUUAUCAGCACCAACUAUUGUGGUAAUGUUUAAUUCUGAAUUUGCUUCAGAAACUUCUGAAGCUGACUUUUCUGAACGUUCUGCUUCAAAAUCAUUACAGGAGUUGAAUAUGAGUGUUGAGCCCUCAUCUCCAACUGAAGAUAAUCUGUACAAAAUUGAAAGUGAAUCAAAAUUAAAAGCAGACGGUGUUCUCCCAAAUAAAUGUAAACCCAGAUUUCAGAAAAAAUCAACUCAAGCCCACCACUCUAGUCACUGUGAUGGAAGAAAUGGUAGAGAACGAAUUCUGAGAAGUCACUCUUCAGAUCUCUCCCCUGUUCACUGUCCAAUAGCUGUUGUUCACUCCACAAACAAUUCUGUAGACAGAGAAACAAGGAAGUGCUCACAUAAUGUUAAUUCAGCACAUGAAUAUAACUUAGGUGAAAGUGAAAGACUAAGACCUCAAAUGGACACAACAGACAAACUACUCCAAGACAAUAAAGAUGUAAUGCAUUUUAGUUCAAGUGAUAUCAACCCUUAUAUUCACCCAUGGCAGCAAGAUGAACACUGCAAGAUUGGUUGGAAACAAUAUGUUUUUGGAAGUGCAAGUGAUGUCUCCAGUAACCCACCCCCACUAAAUCUGGAUAAUCAAAUGGUUAUGAGAUGUUCUAGUGUAGAUAAUGGCUUGAAUUCUCAAAACUCUCCUUUCCAUUCUCACCUCAGUUCUUACGCUAAUGCAAGAAUGUUGUCCAGCACCAUAAGUAGUACAGAAGAUGUCCAAGGAUGGGACGUUGCAAGAGAAGGCUUUAAAAUUACUCAUUCAGAUGAAAGUGGCAAACAUUACACCAAUGUUUCUCAUGAUGAACUUGAAACAACUCAGGAAAAAAACAUUUCAUAUUGUGAAAAUGUUCUUUCAGAUGUGAGGUGCUCCCAGCAGUCUGGAGGCACUCCCUUGCAAGUUGAUGAAAUUGUUUUACUUUACCCUUCUGAAUCAGAUAUAUCCCCCAGUAAAUCAAAUGUAGUACUCACUUGUGAACAGGAAACACAGACAGAGGCUCCACCAAGACAUAAAAGACAGAAGAGGCACCGCAGAAGUUACACGGAUAUAUCUGCAAGAAAAACUGAGCCGGGCAAGGGAUCAGUCCAACAACCUUCUUCUUGGUCAAGCGUGCAAAAUCUUUCCAUGCACCUUUCACAGCUGCUUCACAACACUUCUGAACUACUAGGAAAUUUGUCCUUACAAACAGUGAAAGAUAGUGAGCAGAAUGGCCAUAAAGCAACUGAAGAGACCAUAAGAGCUGCCAUGUCUAACAGCUGUACCCAAACAACAGAAGACAUAGGUAUUCAAACUAAUAUUUUAGGACACUCUCAAAGUGAAAUCAAGGAAAGACAUAUCCGUACUAAUGUGGGAAAUGAACUGAUGAAGUCUCAGGAGGUAAAUGUUAUUGUGAAGUUAGUGCAUUCAGAUACUGCAGCUCUGACUAAAGAAAGAAUGUCAGAAAGCAAAGGAGAGAUACCACAUCCUACUGAUGCUCAAGAAAAUUUUUGUAUUUCUCAGUCUACCCUAAAGCAAAGCUCCAGUUCAUUAUCAGAAGUGCCAAAAAUGUCAUUAAAUGUUCCACCAGCACUUGCUCUUGGUAAACCCAAAGUUUCUCCUAUUACAUUAUCUUCAUUUGGUUCUAAACAUGAGUCUACUGUAGCUAAUUGCCCUGCCUCCACUUUUUCUCAGUUCCCAGCAUACUACUCUCAAGAUAAACAACUUGCUGCUAAAACUAGUAGUGCAGACACAAAAGAGUUUUACUCUAAGAAGAGCUUGCUAGUUGACCGAGCCUCCUCCCCAAUUUUGACACUUAGUGCCAGUACAAUCAACCACCAAACUUUAUCAGACAAAUCCACCUGUUCUUUUAAAGGAAGUGUUGGACAACAAGUGGAUACUGCUAAUUCACAUACCAGUUUCAUUAAAAAUGGAGCAGGGCCACAGUAUAGCUUGAAUUCUUGGGAGUCACUUGUAGAUACUUCUUCACAAACUGAAGUAGAGAGUGAGUCUACCGCAUCUAGAGAGAGUAAUGAAAUGUGCAAGAUAACUAGAAAGGUUUUGGAUAAGAAUACAGCAAAAGAGCUUGAUUCAAGGAGCUUAGAUGAUUCAGAACAAAUGCACAGGUUUACCAUUAACACACAUACUGCAGUUCACACCAAAAGACUCUAUCAUUCAAGCAGCACUUUAGAACUUUCUAGUCAUGGUGACUUUUUAGUGGAUGAUCACAGAGAAACCAUUCCAGUGGAGCAUUCCUUUUGUCAGAUGAUAGACACAAGAAGGGCAAGAAAUUUCUCAGAUGGAAUCAACUAUGAUAGCCCUGCUAGAAAUUCUGAAUACUCACCAAGUAAAAAGUCUAUUCAGAAGUCUUUAAAUGAGAAGCAUACACCUUCAUUUUUAAAAGGUGAAUGGGCCACUGAUUGUGUGCUUGAUUCUCCACAAUUCAAUCAGAGAAAUGAAAAAUGCUGCCCUUUUUCAAAGUCUGAAAUGAAUGAUAUGCAAGAUAAUAAUGAUGCAGAUGAUGACAUUGAUAACAGAUCUGAUACUGAAAGUGAAUGUAAUACUGAAAUCCUAUUAAGUGAAAAUACCUCCUUGGUGAAGACUCAGAGACUUCGAAGCUAUAGUCUUCGUGACCUGCCCCUGCACAAUAAAUUCAGCAACUGGUGUGGGGUGAAGGGAGGUCCUCACUCUUCUUUAACCAGCCUAACUCGGAGUGUUAAUGAUCUCCAUAGCCAGGCAGAAAGGAAGACAAUGAACACAAGAUCUACUGAAAUAGAAGAAAGAUCCCUGUUGAGUGAAAGGAGGGCUAGAGAGAUUGAGAGACUGAGAAAAGAGCGUGCCCAGAUUAUGUCUGGCAUACAUUUAGAUAUGAAUCAACAACCUCUUACUGUGGAACUCACUGAAGCAAAGCUAACUUAUGGCAUUGGGGAAACAGAUGCACAACUGAGGAUUCUUCAGAGUGGAGUAGGGGAGGAUUUGACAUCAAUACCCAUAAAACAGCAACUCUAUGAAAGACACAGAAAAUCAAUCCAAACAUUGAGAAAGCAGAGAGAGGAGAGACUUCAAUGUUUCAGAAGGAGUCGUAGUCUAAGUCCACAGAAGCAUCAUAGUCUUUUGCAGAUACAGGACACAAAUCAGCGAGAGAUCGAUCUCCCUAGCCGACGCCGUGAAUACCUACAGCAAUUGAGACGAGAUGUGGUGGAAAAUACAAGAGUUCAAGAACCAAAAAUGAGAAUCCAGCAUCCCUCAGAGAUUGAGCUGUUGCUUCGAGAUUAUCAGAGGGCCCGAGAGGAGACUAAAUCAGAAAUUGCUCGUGCACGGGACAAACUUCGAGAAAGAGCUGAGCAAGAAAAGAGACGUAUUCGAGAGCAGUUACAUUCUCAACUGCACAAGGGAGAAGCUAAAUUGAAGACUCUUGCAAGCACAAGUACUUUGUGCACAGACUCCACCCUCAGUUUGUCUUCAGGGCCCACAUCUGGCUAUAAUAGUAGUAAUGCAGCUACUUCUGCUACUAGUACAAUUAGCAAACACGAAGACCAGACUUCUUCUGAAGAUAUUGAACAGUCAAGAGAAGGUCCAAGAGGUCGCUCAGCUGUCAGGAAUCAUCAGCUUUAUGUACUUGAACAAUGGAAAAAGCGUUCUUCAUGUGAGAUUUUUCCUAUGACCUCUUCAACCAUGGAGAGGAGCAAUAUCCUCUCAUCACUGGCUUCCAACCAUAUGUAUUCUCAUAGACUAAAUGUUUCACCAAGCACCUUUCCAGCCUCUCCUAUGAAAGGAUUUGAAGAUAUGUCCAAACAUGUCUUGGCUAAUGCUACUGCAGAGGUUAUGGCGGUGUGUUCAAAUGACUUGAAGAAUCUUUACAAUGGCCAAGCAACUGCUGGUUGGAAAUACCAAUGUGUGGAGAAGGAUGUUCUGGUUUAUUAUAAAGGAUUUUCAUCAUGUGCAACAAAGCAUGGCUUUUUGGGUGCAGGAGUGAUCAAGAGACCUCUGUCCACUGUUUUAUGUAUGCUGAAGGACGCUAGUAAAAGACAUUUGUAUGAUAAAACCAUUACCACGGCUCAAGUACAUAAAAAAAUAACGAGCAAUAUUGAGUUAGUGUAUGUGGUGAGUGACGUUUCUUUGUGUUACCAAAAGCAACCAAGAGACUUCUGCUGCAUUUCUGUAGAAGCCAGAGAGGAGAAUGUGUGCAUCCUAGCUAUUCAAUCUGUUUAUGAAGAAUCUAUGCCUCGUCCUUGUAAAGACAUGGUACGAGGAGAGAUCUUGCCCAGUGCAUGGAUAUUGGAGCCUGAUACAGUGAAUGGAAAGGACAUCACCAAAGUGAUCUAUAUGGUACAGGUUGACCUUGGUGCCCCAGCCAUUCCUGCAAGUCUUCUGAGCUCUGUUGCCAAGAGACAACCUUUGGUGAUUGCUAGGCUUGCUCACUUUCUGGCUAGUUAGGUAUGUGUGAUACACACUGUCCACAAAUUCAUGAAUUUCAGUAAGAAAAUGUAAAUACCAGCAAUGCCUGAAUCUGUUUUCAAAAAAGCUCUAGAAUUGGAGAGAGGAAGGCCUAAGAAAGCUCACCAGACUACACAAAGGAGCAUCCACUUUAUAGACGCUGUACCAAGAAACCAAACACUGCCAAAGGGCCAAGUCCUUUGAUAGAGCUUUCCUGUUCUGUCCUUGAGAAAAGGGACACUUUUACACAGUGGCCAAAUGAGUUCCUUUCACAGACUACCAACACUGACUGAAAUCUUAUUACAAGAAUUUACAAUUUUAAAAUGAAAUUUUCUUCAAUCAGAUUACUGGGAAACUGCUGGUACAGUAUGACACAAAACCACCUUGAACUUUUUGACAGGUAUUUUUUAUGGACCACAUUGAAGCAAAACUACUGUAAUUCUCUUUGUAAUGUGCCCAACUAAAAGUGUGGUUCUAAAUGAAGAACUCGUUGUAAUAAUCAUUGUACAAAAUCAACUUUGCAACUUAGACAACCUUCCAAUCCUCUCAAGGUGAAGUAAGGUAUGUGAACCUCUAGGCAUUUAACAAAAAAAUUGUUGAGGUAUUAAGACGAAACAAAGCUCAGGCAGAGACACAGUAUUCUACAAAAUCACUGUAUCAUAGGCCCAAGUGCUCAAACUGGAGAAACCAAAUUGGCAGCUAUAAAAGCAGAGCAGACACACUAGUUUACUGCAUAGUUUACAAUGUAACAACUGUUCAAUGACUUCUGAAUUGGGACUUUUGUGCACCUCAAAUUCAUCUGUCACUAAAAGAGCCCUAGAACAGAUAAAAUAAAUAUGCUUAUAGUAGGAUAAAUCAGUGGUUUUACACUAGGCUGAAAUGGUUUAGGGUUUCAUUGCUGCACUUAUUAGGAGUUCAAAUCUGAACUUUCCCUACAUAUUUAACAGUACUUCACGUUAACCAUUCUACUGUGUAAACUGCAUUUGCUUUGCAGUUCAACUCAAUUCUGAUGUCAGUUCUGGAUUGUUAUAACCAACCUGAUUCUAUCAGAUAAAUUACAUUUUUUAAAAAAUGUGUCUCAUCCAUAUUCUCUUACCUCUCCUAUAAACUAGUGUUUAAAAGCAUGUUUUAUUCAUAGGGAGGUGUCUGAUAUUCAGCAGAUUGUUUCUAAAAACAGCAGCUAAGAAACCCAAGUAGAAUAGCGCUGUAUAUUUUGACAGCUACUGCAUCAUUUUCUGCCAGCCUGCUUUUGUUAGUUAGAAGCCUGCUUCUUGAGCUUAGUGUCUCUCCAACAAUGUUAUAUCAAGAGCCGUUUACUGCUUCCAACGUAUUUGCAACAUUAAGUGUGAGCAACAGAGAAAAUACUUGAUUUUGAACAACUUUUCUUCACUGUACUGCACAAUUCCUGCUGUGAUUAAUUCAGUGAAUAUUAUCAUGAGCUACUACAUAGUUGUUGUUUCUCACAAUAGAUAUGAAGCAAUGACCACAGCUGUGAAAGAGUGAAAAGUACACAAUUUUCUGUUGACAUUGUUGGUGUAUGAUAACACUUCAGCUUAAUAAUUGCUACAGAGUAGUUAUGGCAGCUAAUGGCAGGAUUCCAAUGGCUAUGUACAGACACCACGGUGUUUCCAUAUCUUCCCUGUGCUACUGCUAUGGUAUGUAAUAUAGCACACAAAGGAGGGAAAACUUCCACCUCCUCAUGAGUAUGUGGAAGUGCCUUUGACUCUGGGAUACCAGUCGACUAUGGUUUGGCGGCGUUUUAUUUUUUUUAAAUGGGGUUGGUAAUCCAUUUCAAACCUCAGUAAUUCACAAAUCUAGCUGGAGACCCUGUGAAACUUUCAGCAGCACAAUUCGAGCUGCAAUCCAAUACACAUUUACUUGGGAGUAGUUUUACUGAAUUGAUUAUGAUCCACUUUUAAAUAUGGAUAUGAUUGAGCUGUUAAUCCAUCUGUAAGUACAGAAACAAAGCACACAAGUUUCAUUUUAUGACUGACAGAAAUAAAAGUAAGGUUUGCCGAGUGAUAGCAACUGCUACCUUCCAUCAUCUAGAAUACUAGUUUUGCAGUCCAUUGAAUUUGGGGGGGAAGGAGGAUUGUGCACAGUAGCAGCAAUCACAAUAUUUAAGAUGGGAAGUAUUAACUGAUUUAGGAUAUCUUUCCAAUUAUUAUUGGAAACAGUAUUAUUAUUGGCUGAGUAUUUGCUGUUAGUUUAUUUUUCCCUUUAUUUUGGGGGGUUUGGCACUCUGUUAAUGAAGAGGAACAACAUCUAAGAUGGACUUUACUCUUAACACAGAUGGUGCCUACUGAAGGAUGUCUUAUUGUACAGUGCAUCAGAUGUUUAUUUUUAUAACUGCAUAUAAUUGUUUUCUACGUUUACAAAUUAAGUUAUUUAUAUAAGCUUAUUUUGAGAUGAUUUUAUAUGCUGAAGCUAAUUAUUAUUUUUUAUAGGUAUUCAAUUAAAGUAUGCUUUUUAGAAAUAACUGAUAUUUCAAAAAUACUAUUUAUAUAAUAAAUGUUUUCCUUUGCACCUGUAACACUAUGGUACCUGUGAAUGCCUCAAGUGGGAAGAAUAGUCUUAAAAGUGGGACAAAACUAUUUUCUGUAAAAUCUUCUACUAAAUGUGGUAGAACACACCCGUUUACUGUAACAUGCCUUUAGCCCAUAUCUGCUUUUAACCAAGAUUGCUAUUUUCAUAUCCUCACAAUAAAUAAUUUUUAUAUAUAGAAAAGGA
Messenger RNA from Sceloporus undulatus (fence lizard), 16587 nucleotides. It is a transcript of the gene STARD9, whose product is annotated as StAR related lipid transfer domain containing 9. Gene Ontology annotation, molecular function: microtubule motor activity; ATP binding; lipid binding. The transcript has 33 exons. The record is from RefSeq and is a predicted model, not a curated record. Bases 61 to 13857 code for a protein of 4598 amino acids. NCBI's taxonomy places the organism in Eukaryota, Metazoa, Chordata, Lepidosauria, Squamata, Phrynosomatidae. Gene Ontology annotation, biological process: microtubule-based movement.